GGCACCGUGGAGGCAACACACGUUUUCCUCCGGACACUGGAAGCAGCGACGUACUGUGGUGAAAUCCUAGCGGAUAGAUAGUGCAUCAAUCAAAGCAGCAUCCAGCAACAUUCGAUCAAACAUUCCCUGGAAAUGUCGAAACCACAGUACAAAGUCGCCGACAUCUCGCUGGCCGAGUUCGGGCGGAAGGAAAUCAUUCUGGCCGAAAACGAAAUGCCCGGCCUGAUGGCGUGCCGCGCCAAGUACGGCCCGCUGAAGAUCCUGAAGGGUGCCCGAAUCGCCGGCUGCCUGCAUAUGACCAUCCAGACUGCCGUGUUGAUCGAAACGCUGAUAGAGCUCGGCGCGGAGGUUCAGUGGAGCAGCUGCAAUAUCUUCAGCACGCAGGAUCAUGCGGCCGCCGCAAUGGCCAAGGCGGGUGUCCCGGUGUACGCGUGGAAGGGUGAAACCGACGAGGAGUAUUUGUGGUGCAUCCGGCAGACGCUCAUCUUCCCGGACGGCAAGCCGCUGAACAUGAUCCUGGACGACGGAGGCGACCUAACGAACCUGGUACACGCCGAGCACCCGGAGCUGCUUGGGGAGAUUCGCGGCCUAAGCGAGGAGACCACGACCGGCGUCCACAACCUGUACAAGAUGUUCCGCGAGGAUCGCCUGGGCAUGCCGGCGAUCAACGUGAACGAUUCCGUCACGAAGAGCAAGUUCGACAACCUGUACGGCUGCCGGGAGUCGCUGCUGGACGGUAUCAAGCGCGCGACGGACGUGAUGAUUGCGGGCAAGGUGUGCGUUGUUGCCGGCUACGGCGACGUCGGUAAAGGAUGCGCCCAGGCACUGCGAGGCUCCGGCGGGCGUGUGCUGGUGACCGAGAUCGACCCCAUCAACGCCCUGCAGGCGGCCAUGGAGGGGUACGAGGUGACGACGAUGGAAGAGGCGAGCCGCGAGGCACAGAUCUUCGUCACCACGACCGGUUGCACGGAUAUCAUCGUCGGCGAGCACUUCCUCAACAUGAAGGACGACUCGAUCGUGUGCAACAUCGGGCACUUUGACUGCGAGCUGGACGUGACCUGGCUCGAGAAGAACGCACUGGAGAAGGUCAACAUCAAGCCCCAGGUCGACCGGUACCGGCUGGCGAACGGCAACCACAUCAUCCUGCUCGCCGAAGGUCGCCUGGUGAACCUUGGCUGUGCCAUGGGCCACUCCAGCUUCGUCAUGUCGAACUCGUUCACCAACCAGGUGCUGGCACAGAUCGAACUUUGGACAAACCGGGAGCAGUACGCCGUCGGUGUGCACGUGCUGCCGAAGACGCUGGACGAGGAGGUGGCCGCCCUCCAUCUGGACAAGCUGGGCGUUAAGCUGACCAAGCUGACCAAGCACCAGUCGGACUACCUGAACCUGCCGGUGGACGGGCCGUACAAACCGGAACAUUACCGUUACUAGUGACGUUUUCAGCUUGGAGCAAUAAA
This is a messenger RNA of Anopheles coustani, 1457 nucleotides long. RefSeq names its product adenosylhomocysteinase. Lineage: Eukaryota; Metazoa; Arthropoda; Insecta; Diptera; Culicidae. The record is from RefSeq and is a predicted model, not a curated record. The coding region runs from base 133 to 1431 and encodes 432 amino acids. The transcript has 3 exons. Gene Ontology annotation, biological process: L-methionine cycle. Gene Ontology annotation, molecular function: adenosylhomocysteinase activity. Gene Ontology annotation, cellular component: cytosol.